Messenger RNA from Dufourea novaeangliae, 923 nucleotides. Its product is annotated as transmembrane protein 231-like. Bases 27 to 923 code for a protein of 298 amino acids. Gene Ontology annotation, cellular component: ciliary membrane; ciliary transition zone. The record is from RefSeq and is a predicted model, not a curated record. NCBI's taxonomy places the organism in Eukaryota, Metazoa, Arthropoda, Insecta, Hymenoptera, Halictidae. Gene Ontology annotation, biological process: regulation of protein localization; cilium assembly. The transcript has 5 exons.
UACCGCGGUUUUAGCAACGCGUCAAAAUGACUGCUAUAGAAAUAUUUUCAAGCUCUGUCAAUUACAAAUAUAAAAGUAAAAUAUGUUCCAUAAGCUUUCUCGUAGUACUAUUUUUUAUAACGCUUUCGUUCCUUUCGCCAUUCUGUAUUAUUUAUAACGCGGGAGGUUUUUCUGUGAGGAAUCGCGUGUAUGCAGAAACACCUGAUACAUCAUUUAACUAUAAAUACAUAUUGUUAGCAUACAGGGACUACAAGAUUAAUCCUAUAGUUUGUUCAACAUUCACAACGUACAAAAAUAAUAAAGUUACAGAUGACUGUAUACUAGUAAAGGUGCAAGAAAUAGAUACAAACAGUGAUGGAAUAAAAGAUAUUUUAAAGUUUGAGGCUCAGUUUUAUACAGAUAAACCAAUCAAGUCUCUUAAGUUGCUACUUUUCUUCAAUUUUACAUUGAAGGAACUAUUCCAGGUGGUAAUGGAAUCUAUUGCUGUGUUGAAUCACAUGUUAAAUGAUGAAGUUCAGAAAGUUCAGUUUUCUGGAGAUUUAACAUUGGAACAGAAAGGUCUUCUAAAUAGCGAAGGUUUAUACAAAAUGUAUAAUCAUAGCAUAGAUGUGGCUGACUAUUCGUUAGAGGAAUUACUUAAACAAAAUGCAAACAGAAAGUUUUCAGCCAAAAUAAGUAAUGAACACGUAACAAGUCGAAUAGGAUUCUCUAAGGAAGAUACAGUAGUUGUCCAUGGGGAACUAAUGUAUAGGGGACAAUUAAUUUACUAUCAACCCAGCAUCUGGGAAGAACUAAAAUGGACAUGGAUCCAGUAUUUAUCGUGUCUCCUUGUUUUUGCUUACAUAGCCAAACAUAUAUUGAUUUUCUUAUUUUCAAAUAAGUAUUUGAACUGUUAUAUCAUGAUUCCAUGGAAAACUAAAUAA